Messenger RNA from Perca fluviatilis (European perch), 1418 nucleotides. RefSeq lists its product as uncharacterized. The record is from RefSeq and is a predicted model, not a curated record. The coding region runs from base 447 to 887 and encodes 146 amino acids. NCBI's taxonomy places the organism in Eukaryota, Metazoa, Chordata, Actinopteri, Perciformes, Percidae. The transcript has 3 exons.
CUGCCCUCCAUUCCCCGUCACUGGAAACCCUUCCUCAUAAAAAAAGACACACACACACUUCCUCACACACUGCACGGCUCUUCUGCUGCUGCUGCCAGAUGAAAACCAAACAGUGCCCAGCCCACUUGCGACAUCAACUACUCUCCUACAGAUUUUCUGGACCGUAAUCACUCCAAACCCGGAUAUGCUUCUUCUGCGGGGAGAAAAAGCAACUUAAGCGUCCGAGUAGCAUGAGAGAGGCGCGGCGGCCGAGGCGCAGGAUAUACGGAUCGAGGCGGGGGAGCUGGUUCUGCUUUUUGUUUUUCAGGACGACAUACGGGCAUCAUGAGCGGAAUGAAAGUUGAUGAAGACGAGGGAACAGUUGGUGAAGCUUUCAGUCGCCGCAUCUGCUGAGCAGCUCCUCGCAGACUGGCUGCUGCUGAAGUGGAGGUGCAGCUGCUCCGGAGAUGCCGCACCCCCAGGGCAUACUGCUCUGUCUGGGCAUGCUGCUGAUGACUGCUGGGGGGGUCAUUGCCCUGUGCGUGGACGUGUCCCCCCACCACUCUGCCGCACUAUUUGUCGGACUGUUCCUGGGCCUGGGGGGCGUGGCCAUGAUGGUCAGUGGACUCUGCAUGGCAAUGAAGAAUGUCCAGGUGGCAGUGCCCGGACACCACCUCCUGCACCCCCGCACAGGCACGCGCUUCAGCCCACAGCAGGCCCUGGCUAUACAAAGGAGGUUGGACCGAAUUCGUCGAGAGAUGUCAGAGGACUCUGUCACCAGGGUGCCAGAGCCUGAACCCUCCCUCCCAUCAACCCCUCCGCCCUGGACUAUGGAGCCGCCUCCAUCCUACGACACAGUGAUGAAGAGCCAGGAGCACAGCAGGCCGGACAUCUAUGCUUUGUGUUAGUGCCUUUUAUCUUCGGGUUUUCAGCGGGAACUUUGAAUGAGCGGUGUUAUGAGGUGCUGCGGAUGAACUUGCUGCAAGGGGGCCUCUUCUGCGCCUUGAGACAGCCACCCUGAACCCAAACACAAGUCAAGAAGCAGGACGAGACUGCAGCUGGUUAAAGGCUUAAUAUUUGUACAGACUGAGCCCCAGUGUCACCUCUGUGUUGCGACUGAUUGGGAAAGGAAUGGGAAAUGAUCAUUCGAACUGCUCUGCUCUCUAAACGAAGGGCCUUUCUUGAAACCAGAAUUAUGUGAGUUAAAGGGAUACUUCACCGAUUUAGCAUUCAGCUUUGUAUCAGUAGAAACCCGGUAGUAUUUCUGAAUGGCCGUGCUUCCCUCCCUCAUGUCCCCCUAACACGACAGAUCUCUGCAUUGGGGGUCUGGAAAAAAUCUUCCGAUGACGUAAAAUGACGAUUUUUGCGUCAUUGGAAGAUUUUUUGGCCAGAGGCAAAGGACUACAGCCAAUAGUAGGAUCUACUUCCGUAUGUUUUAA